CUACAUGUACACGUAGUUGCACGUACAGGCCUAGGAUCAUGAGCGGCACUAAAGAGAACAUGGAAUGUGAAAGGAAGCCUAAGGAAGAAGGCGAAUCUGCUUCUCGGUUGGUGACACACUGUUCUCGGUUGUAUGGAGGACAGUCCGACUUAUCUCAAAAUGAUCCAAGUAGUUUGGCUAAAUCAAGUGAUAUCAAUGAAGAAGGAGCAGCAUCAUCGGCUGUGCAACCUUUGCUACCACUAGAACCAAAUGAUAUAUGGCCAAUGUCUCAAGACGACUUAACAAAUAUUUUUGUUCAAGAAAAACGCAAAAUUUCAGAAAUAGUUGGUUUGGCUUUUGAACAUGAGCUUACUCAACACCACCAUACCUCAAGUAAGCAAAUAAAGAAAAUUGAGAGUCUCUCAAGUGGUCGACAUCAGUCAACAAUUCCACUUUGUGGUCCACCAUUUCCACGGCAGAUAAGCUGUGGGUUCUUCUGUGGUCGAGAAGGUGAAUUAAAGAGCUUAUUGCGCUACUUUACUGUUGAUUUGAAAGAAGGGAGACCCAGAAUAAAGGUUAUUGUAGGCUUUGGAGGCCUAGGAAAAACAUCUUUGUCAUUCAGAUAUGCAGAUUGCUACAGAGAGAGAUAUCCUGGUGGAGUCUUUUAUUUUGAUCUAGGGUCAUUAUCAACAUUUCACAAUUCAGUCAAAGACAAUCUUGUUGUCUUGGGACAUACUGUUCUUAAGCUUGAAAGCUUGUCACAGAACUUUGAAAGGUUGCAAAAACUUCUUCGACAUGGCGGUAAGAAGUGCCUCUUUCUCUAUGAUGGAGCAGACAAACUGCUGGUCUUUAAUGACUACAUUCCUUCUAUUGCUAUUGAUGUGAUUAUCACAACACGAAUGGCCAAUAUUAGCCAUCAUCAGCUUAGAGGAAACAGCACAGUUUCUCUGAAAGUUCUUGGUGUCAGUACGUCUGUGGAGAUUCUUAUCUCUGGCAUGUCAGGAUCAUCUGGUGAACGGUUGACUGUGGAUGAAUUUCAAAGAAAUAAUCCAGAGGAUUUUUGUUAUGCUCAGAAGAUUGCCGGUGAUGGAUGUCUUGAUGGUUUACCAUUGGCUUUACUUCAUGCUGCAAACUUACGAAGAAGCCAAGGUCUUUCAUUUAAGGAUCUUUGGGAGAGACUGCAAGACAAGAGCAUUAUUCAGCUAGAUCCAGCAAAUGUCAAGGAAUGGCUAAGAAACUACAAUCUAAAGCAAAUAGAUGCUAAACUAGCAUUAUUGCAUUUGGAGAGUCUGGAUGACUUGAGAAGACUCACUCCACAAGGUUUAGACAACAGUGAUCUCACUGUUGAUGAGAAAAAAGAGAUAUUGAAGGCACGAGAGGAACUGGUGAGAGCUCCUGCAUACAUAACAUGGAGAUUGGACAUUGAGUCUGCUUGUUUGGAGUCUUCACUGGCCAGUGAUCUUCUUCGUCUGUCAGCUUUAUUACCAUCAAAUGACAUACCUGAAGAUAUUUUAGUAAAAGGUGUCAUUUUGAAGAACAAAGGCUCUACGGAGACAGAAGUACGACGUGCUUUAGCUUGCAUUCUUUCUCACUCAUUGUUAACAAGUGGAGAGUCUUAUAUCUCCUCUGUUAAUCAUGCAGGUCGUACGUUUGCCAUGCAUCCAAUGAUUCAAUACAGUGUGUCUAAACAUCUUUUUCAAAGCCAAGAGCAACAUACGUCUCUCAUGUGUUUAGGAGCAGUACUUUGUAAAAUUUUGCCAUCAGCUACUGAUUUUCAGAAAGAACUUCAUCUAACUGAUGGCACUGUUGCACAAUAUGCCAAGCAUCUGUUUCAUGUUGCUCUGUAUAUAUGUAACAGCUCAGAGCUAUUGAAAAAACGUUGGCUAUGCAGAACCGUGGCAUUGGCUUCCAUUCUUGCAAUAAGACAAUAUGACACACAUAUUGCUGUGUCUCUUUGCAGUCGACAGCUUUUUGAUGCCCGAAAAAGGAGAGUUAGUAAACAGAAAUUGGCAGAUGCUCUAGUACAAACUGGUUCAUGUCACUCUAUUCUACUUGAAGCAGAAGCUGCCAUAACAUUGUUUAAGGAAGCUUUAGACAUUCUUGGUGAUCGUCCACAUAACAAACAACUUGCAUUUGCAGAGAAAUGGGGACAAGCUCUUUUUGAAAUCAUUCGUGGUUGUCGACUUUUCUCUGCUUUUGAUAUGAUUAAGAGCACUGCGAAGCGUCUGAGAAGUGGUCUGGAGUGGGCUGAAGCAACCAACUGUCAAAGCUAUGCUCAAAGUCUCAACUCAAUUGCCGUUGCUCUUCGUAUUCGUGCAACUGCAAGCAAUGCUGAAGAAAUAGAUCACUUGUCACAGCUAGCACUAACAGUUUAUAGAAAGUGUUUACCUGAAAAACAUCCUAACAUUGCAACAGAAUUAACGAACAGUGCUCAUGCUUAUUGCGACCAAGGAAUGUACUCAAAAGCCGAAAAUUUUGCCAAUAGAGCACUGGAGAUGCAGAAAAAGUGCCUACCACCAAACCACCACCACAUUGCAUAUAGCUGGUGGUUUCUAGGAACGAAUUACAUGCAUUGGGGUCGGCAUGAUGCUGCUGAAAUCUACUUGACAAAGGCACUUGAUUGUGUUAACUCUUACUCAGUUGUUACAUAUACUACACUUUACACUUUUCAAUCCGUAGCAGAGUGGUAUGCUAUGGGGAAGAAGACAGAUUUGGCCAUAAACUAUUUGGGAAAGGCAAAAGAUGUAAUGCAACAAGUAAUAGGAGACCACGACAAGCAUGCCAAGGCGAAAGCAUUGUACAGGUGUGGUCGUUGUUGGAUGUUGCUUCAUGAGGUACAGAAAGCUGAGCAAUUUUUGAAGGAAACUUUAGAUUUGCUUGAAGAUGAGCCUAAGGACAACUAUAUCAUAAUGCAAGCAAAGGGACUGUUGUGUCAGUGCCUUGUAGUACAACGAAGAUUUAGUGAGGCUGAGUCAUUGCUUACAAAUCUUCUCAAAGUUCAGGAUUCUUUCAAGUCACAGUUUUGCCCACAAAGAGGAGAAAAUCUGCACUGUCUUGGUGUUUGUCUAUUGGCACUGAAUAAUCCUGGUGAUGCAGAAACUUCAUUUAGGAAAGCUGUUGAUAUAAGAGAGCAGUACCUUGUAGCAAAUGACAAAAGAACAGGGGAAUCAUAUCAUCAACUUGCUAUUUGUCUCAAACUGCUUGGGAAACAUGAUGAAGCGAAACAGUUUGUAAGUCGCUCUUUGCACAUUGAAAGACUGCACAGCAAUGGUGGACUUGUCAACUACAAUGCAUCUGGAGUGCUCGCAAAGACAAAAUCGAUGCUGCUGAAUGCGUUGGCUAUGAUAUACUGGCAGAAGUUUCUACUUUUUGUGAUCAUUUUUACAAUUGCAACUAGUUUAUAUUUUGUCUAGUAAUAAAUUGUUGCAUUUGUUUGCUACUAAUUUUGAUUGUAUUUAGUAUUAUAUACUACUUUUACACUGCAGCUU
Corticium candelabrum is the source of this 3467-nucleotide messenger RNA. RefSeq lists its product as uncharacterized. The transcript is spliced from 17 exons. The record is from RefSeq and is a predicted model, not a curated record. The coding region runs from base 39 to 3392 and encodes 1117 amino acids. Gene Ontology annotation, molecular function: kinesin binding. Lineage: Eukaryota; Metazoa; Porifera; Homoscleromorpha; Homosclerophorida; Plakinidae. Gene Ontology annotation, cellular component: cytoplasm. Gene Ontology annotation, biological process: microtubule-based movement.